GGAUUGAUACAUGUGAUUAUGGGUAAUGACAAGCACAUUACUUAUGAAGAGCUGUGCAAUGCUGUUAGCCUGGUUCAUAAAGGGAAGGCACUCGCUCAAUCGGAAGCUGUACAGUUUGUUUUCCGCACCGAAACAGACAGAGCUCUGAACUUCUGAUCCUUUCCACAAGUAUAUUCUUUUCCCUUGAAAAUCACUUCAUCAUUUUUGGAGCAGAGACUCAUCUUCAUCAGCAAUAGACGGCUUCGCCUUGCCCAAACCACAUGCCCUCCUCCCUCUCAUGUUCUACCUUUUUUGGCAGCAGAUUUCCAUUACACAGCUGCCUGAUCAUGAUGGGGAUCAGAAAAGCCACGAAGUUGCGUGUGGUUUCUCAAAUCCUUUUGCAAAAGAGUUGAGGUAAGAUGUGGCCGAUUAAAGAAGAUGCAGGUCACAGCUUUAGGCAUUUCAAUAGCGACAGUGAGCGCAGGACGAUGCCACCGAAGAAAGCACAAAACGGCAAAUUGUUAAAGCAAAAAAGCAUUCUAGUUUUUGAAGAAGGGUUCGUGGGUGAGGGAGAGAGAAUUGAUGGUUGCUUAUCUUACUUACACCUGCCAAAUCUUGUGGAGGAUUGUAUUAUCAAGGAAAAAGAAAUAGUGAGUGCAGAUUUUGCUGGCACUGAUUCUGGGAGGACCGCAGAGGAUCAAUCCGUCUUGUAUUGACAGUAUGAUCCAACCGUGAGUGGUGUUCAGUACUACUUCACGCAUGACAUUGGUGUGGCUCUACAGGCCUCGAAUUAAAUAUGCCUCUGAAGGAGAAGAACCCAACAUUCCACUGGGAAGGAACGCACUCCAAGUUCUACGAAGAUGAGUUAGUGGCCGAUGCAUAUUGCUAACUAAGAAGCGAAUAGCCACGGGAAAGAAUCGUCCUCGGUAGGUACAUUUAUCUAUCCGAUGAUGGUCUGAUAUGGAGGUAACGAUCCGUUCCCGAUUCCGGAUUCCCGGUUCCCGAUUCCUUCCUCGGUGUUCCCACUAUGGAGCUUGAAUUAGAAUCUCUCUUAGUGGACUGAUCCUAACUAAACAUUCAAUGGUGGGAUAAGAAAGGAGGUUAGAUGGAUAAAGAUGGGUGGCCACAACCGGAAAGGAAGUGGUUCGAGUGGAAGCCAGGUCCUUCAUUAUAUUAUCAGAAAGGAAGAGGGAAAGGGUCUUUUGGAUUGGUGGUGGACAGACAUGACCAGGGCAUUUCCGCAGCGACGCAUCCCCACUACGUCACUUCACUCCCUUCAGCUCACCCUCACCUCCGUCAUCCAGGUUUAAUCUCUCUCAACUGCUCUGUUAUAUCAUGUCCUUUUCGCUGGAGACAGAAUAUUCCGUUAGUUAUCUAUAGUUAAAUUACAGUGAUGGAACUGUACGCCUUCGUAGCAGCAUUGUUACGACUCCUCCUACCACUAUAGGAUUGAUGAAUGAAGUGAUAUGAAUUAGAGUUGUGGACAUUUCGACCACAAGUGAUGUAUGACCAAAACACCCAACAGAGUAUGGAAGCUAAACUUCUGUUUCUACUACUACUACUACUUCGAUGUUGGGGAAUGGCUACAAGCAGCAGUCGCUUUCUGUUUCUCCCCACAUGAGUUCACGAUUCCCAUGCACAAAAGUAUCCACGUAUCGUCUUCCUACAAGAGGAGCAAAAGAACCGGAACCCGACCAAACGACACUCCCAACUCAUCCUUCAGCCAUGAAACCACCACCCCUUGCAAUAGAAGUAGAAGCCCCGGCAGCAGCGGUAGUACUACCUUCGUCUUCGCCGAGAUGGGCUGCCGGCAUCAUCAAGCGGACCGUCCUCUCGGAGCUCCGGUCGCAGCGAGGGAUCGCGCUUCCCCUGGUCGCCAUGAACUUGACGUGGUUCGCCAAGACCGCCAUCACCACCGCGUUCCUCGGACGGCUCGGGGAGCUCGAGCUGGCCGGUGGAGCCCUUGGCUUCACCUUCGCCAACGUCACGGGCUUCUCGGUUCUCACCGGCCUCUGCGCCGCCAUGGAGCCCAUCUGCGGCCAGGCCUACGGCGCCAAGAACUACAAGCUCCUGCGCAAGACGCUCCUCAUGGCCACGAUCCUGCUACUGCUGGCCUCCCUCCCCAUCUCCUUCCUGUGGCUCAACGUCGACAGGAUCCUAUUGCGCUUCGGGCAACAGAGGGACAUCGCCGGCCUCGCGAGGAGGUACGUCACGUACCUCCUCCCUGACCUGGCCGUGACGUCCUUCCUCUGUCCUCUCAAGGCCUAUCUGAGCUCCCAGGGCGUGACCCUCCCCACCCUCUUCAGCUCGGCCAUUGCGCUGGCCUUCCAUGUUCCCCUCAACGUCGCGCUGUCGAAGGCGAAGGGGCUGCAGGGCGUGUCGACGGCCAUCUGGUUGACGGACCUCACCGUCGUGCUCAUGCUGGCGUCUUACGUGGUGGUGACCGAGAGAGCAAGGCGGCGAGAGGACAGCGCAGGGGGGUGUGCGGAGGAGGGAGGGCGGCGGUGGUGGGAGCAAAGCCUGGCCGAGUGGGCCACUCUGCUCAAGCUCUCGGCCCCCUGCUGCCUGACGACGUGCCUGGAGUGGUGGUGCUACGAGAUCCUGGUGCUGCUCACCGGGCGGCUCCCCGACGCCCGGCGCAUGGUGUCGGUCAUCGCCGUCGUGCUCAACUUCGACUACCUGCUCUACUCGGUGAUGCUCUCGCUGGCGACGUGCGCGUCCACGCGGGUGUCCAACGAGCUCGGGGCGGGCAGGCCCCGCGCCGCCCGCGAGUCGGCUUACGUGUCGCUGGUCCUCAGCGUCCUCGCGGGCUUCACGGGGGGAGCGGCGAUGGCGAGCGCGAGGGGGCGGUGGGGGCGCCUCUUCAGCCACGAGCCGGGGGUCGUGGACGGGGUGAGGAAGAUGAUGCGGCUCAUGGCGCUGGUGGAGGUGGUCAACUUCCCUCUGGCGGCCUGCGGCGGCAUCGUCCGGGGCACCGCCAGGCCGUGGCUAGGCAUGUAUGCCAGCGUCGGCGGGUUUUACCUGGUGGCGCUGCCGCUGGCGGUGGUGAUGGGCUUCACGGCGAAACUCGGCCUCGGCGGCUUGCUGCUGGGCUUCCUGGUGGGCACAUUAGCCAGCGCCGUGUUGUUGGUGGUGUUCGUGGCGUGCAUCGAUUGGGACGAGGAGGCCGGCAACGCACGGAGCUUGGCCGGUAAGGCUUAACGCCUUAGGAAAGCAGAGCAUGACGGGACGGGAGCACAAAGAGAUGAAGCAAUAUUAGAUAUCGCUGCAUCUUCCUACCAAAAAAGCCAGCAAAAACAUUUUGAAAUCUGUCAAUAAAUACCCUAUCCAUGUUAUGUUUUC
Messenger RNA from Musa acuminata AAA Group (dessert banana), 3321 nucleotides. RefSeq names its product protein DETOXIFICATION 56-like. Bases 1549 to 3180 code for a protein of 543 amino acids. The transcript is spliced from 2 exons. The record is from RefSeq and is a predicted model, not a curated record. Lineage: Eukaryota; Viridiplantae; Streptophyta; Magnoliopsida; Zingiberales; Musaceae. Gene Ontology annotation, biological process: xenobiotic detoxification by transmembrane export across the plasma membrane. Gene Ontology annotation, molecular function: antiporter activity; xenobiotic transmembrane transporter activity. Gene Ontology annotation, cellular component: membrane.